AUGUCUGGAAUUAAGCUUAUCCUGCUACUUUUUCAUAUCUGCAUCGUAUAUGGAGUGGAGGCAACCAAAUGUAAUUUAAUGACGACAUCAUGUACCCGUCGCCAAAAAGAUUGGCAUUUCAAUAAUCUAAUCGGAAGAUGUGAGAGGUCUACAUCAAGUUUCUGUGGAGGGAAAGAUAAUACAUUUUCAACAUUCCAAGACUGUCAACAGGCUUGCGAAAUGGAGGAAAUUAUAACCGCCCAGGACUGUCGGAUGGACUUGAACAGGGGAAUGUGCGAACAUAAAAAGAAAGGAAGGCCAAAAAAAGCAGUUUCCCGGUGGUACUUCAACAGCACCGACUCCGAUUGUCAUAAGUUUAUGUGGCAUCGUUGUAGUGGCAACAGAAAUAACUUUCCUACGAAACAAGAUUGCAUGGUAUGCCAAACAGUAGCCAUGCCAACUACGUCAACUACGCCAGCUAGGCCAACUACGACGGCUACGCCAGCUACGCCAGCUGAGACGACUCCCCCGCCUGAGUCAGCUACGCCAACUACGCCAACUACGCCAACUACGCCAGCUACGAUGACUCCCCCGCCUGAGUGCUGA
Molecule: messenger RNA, 585 nt
Organism: Ixodes scapularis (black-legged tick)
Lineage: Eukaryota; Metazoa; Arthropoda; Arachnida; Ixodida; Ixodidae
Product: boophilin-G2-like
Exons: 4
Coding region: 1-585 (194 amino acids)
Molecular function (GO): serine-type endopeptidase inhibitor activity
Source: RefSeq, a predicted model, not a curated record